AUGCCCUGGCACUCAUAUCAAAUGGAUGCGGAAAUACUUCGUCAUCUCGUUAAGAGACGCCCGCCAUUUGCGAGCAACGAUGGAAUUAGGCGAUAUUUUGCGAGGAAUCCUAUUGAGAGUCUGAUAGUUGGACGGCGAGUGUAUCUUAAUCAAAUUCUAAAAUUGGAUAGCUUGGAAAUUCUAGAUGGAGCUGAAUUAAAUACCAGUAUAAAAUAUUUUAUUCUAGAGGCCCAACAUUGGGUUAACAAAACAAAGGGCUUUCAUAGAACAAAGAAGACCAAAGCGAUUAAACGCUCCGCUUGGUGCAAAUCUAAAAUCACAACCGAAUCCAAGCAGUCGAGGCUACGUAGUUCUGAAGAAAUUUGA
This is a messenger RNA of Anastrepha obliqua, 366 nucleotides long. RefSeq lists its product as uncharacterized. The record is from RefSeq and is a predicted model, not a curated record. Lineage: Eukaryota; Metazoa; Arthropoda; Insecta; Diptera; Tephritidae. The transcript is spliced from 3 exons. Bases 1 to 366 code for a protein of 121 amino acids.